CCCUUGCGAAUAAAAAACUAUCUUGCAAGAGAAGCCUGUGCUUGCUGUCAUGUAAAUGAAACUGUUAAAGAAACUGAACAGUGUCGAACUUAUGCUCACCGUUGUGCUGAUGAGAAUACUGAACAAAGCGAAUUACGCAGAAAAAA
Molecule: messenger RNA, 146 nt
Organism: Racocetra persica
Lineage: Eukaryota; Fungi; Glomeromycota; Glomeromycetes; Diversisporales; Gigasporaceae
Source: the annotation of a GenBank genome assembly